Messenger RNA from Capsaspora owczarzaki ATCC 30864, 1625 nucleotides. RefSeq lists its product as hypothetical. NCBI's taxonomy places the organism in Eukaryota, Filasterea, Ministeriida, Capsasporidae. The transcript is spliced from 5 exons. Gene Ontology annotation, biological process: glycine import into mitochondrion. The annotation marks the transcript as partial. Gene Ontology annotation, cellular component: mitochondrion. Gene Ontology annotation, molecular function: glycine transmembrane transporter activity. The record is from RefSeq and is a predicted model, not a curated record.
AUGCAACAGCAGAGUCGAACGACCGUUGCUGCGGCUGGUCACAAUCUGUUCGCCGGCGCGGCAAGCGGCUUUGCCUCGUCCGUCCUGCUUCAGCCACUCGAUGUCGUCAAGACGCACAUCCAGUUCACAGCUCAGUCCGAUCACAGAAUCGUGACUGCGUUCCGCCAUAUUGUUGCGCGCGACGGGAUGGUCGGCUUGUGGCGUGGGACUGUUCCAACGCUCUACCGCACUGUGCCUGGCGUUGCACUCUACUUUCACUCGCUGAGCAUCGCCAAGCAUGCGCUGAGCAAGGCACCAGACCCAACCACAGGAAAAUUGGUUUUUGCCAAGAUAAGACGAACCUGCUCUGUAGCCAUGCCCAAACGUCAAAACGAGGCGCAGGCCACCGAAUCACGCGCGCCGCGGAAGUGUGUCCAUCUAGAAGACCCCGAACGGAAGCGGAUCAUCGACUUGGCUGUUGAUCGCGCCUUGCCUCUCGUCACGGUCGCCAGCAUGCUCCAUCACCCCAUCAGCACUGUGUCCAACGUAGUGCAACGUUUCAAGGAGCGCGGAGAGUGGACGUCACAUCACGUCAAUCCCAAGGGAUGCCGUGUGCUCACAGCGGAGCAUCUCCAUUUUCUCGAGAUGGAGCUCGACAAGAACGUCAAUGUGACCAAUCAAGAGCUCCAGGACCUCCUCCUGACGACAUUUGGCAUUCAAGUGCAUCAAGCAACCAUCGGGCGUGCCAUGUUACGACAGGGCUUCACGUUCAAGCGCGUGUAUGAGCAGGUCAAGGUGAAAAAUUCGCCUGAAAUCAAAGCCCAACGCAAGAAAUGGGCUGAGCUCUUCGAGGCUUUCCAGACACCUGUGGAUCGCUUGUUCUACGUGGGCGAGAGUGGAUUUAAUGCGAAUCAGCAUCGAACGCGAGGUCGAUCUCGCAAGGGCGCGCGCGCAAUCGUUCAAGUUGGCAGUAUUCGUGCAGCGAAUUUCACGCUCAUUGCAGCGAUCGGAAUGAGCGGCGUUGUGUUGAAUGAGAUCCAGCUCGGAGGCGUGACUGGCCAUGUCUUUGCGGAGGCGAUGACGAAGCUGUUUGACAAGCUCGAGGCAAAAAACGCCGUCGACACCGCCGCGUCUGGCAUCGCUGUGGAUGAGCUCCCAGUGCAGCAGCUUGAGCCCGACCUCCCCCUUACAAACGUGAUUGAGGACAGUGUGUCGAUCAGUAAUGCAGUUCACAUGCCACUGCUGACGUCCGGUGCAGCGUCGUCCCAACCACCUGCCCCUCCCGCUGCAGUUGUGUCGUCUGCUGCGUCUGCAGCUGGCGGGUCAGCUCCUGCUUCCACCUCUGCUUCCUCUGCAUCCACCUCUGCUUCCACCUCUGCUUCGACGACCAGAAAGAAGCGCCGUUCUCGUCGCAGGAUUCUCGACGAUGAUGACAACGAUGAUGGCGGCGUCUACGUUCCACCACACGAAGAACUCAUUCAAGACGAGAUUGAUGAGCACAAUGACAAUACUUCCUAUUUCGUACCGAGCGAAGAGCACCCAGGUGUCAGCUUUCCGGGACAUCAUCGCUACAAAGCCUGGAUCGUGCUCGACAACGCGCGCAUUCACAAGACUCCCGAAGUGCGCGAGCUUUUUGCACGCCGCGG